UAAACAAACACAAAAGUCCCUCUUGAACAAGUUAUUUCACUCCUGAUUUAGUGAUUUCUACACUUGUUUGCGCUUGCUUCUUGAAACCAUGGGUUCUCGCUUGUUUAUAUUUGGUAUGCUGCUCUUUGCUUGUGUGAUGAGUACUGGGACAACGCCAGUUGUAGCUCGUCGCCUUCUUGAAGAUUCCUUGCCAGAGCAUCCUAAGACGGAAAUGCCAAAGCCAGAAGUUCCUGAACUUCCAAAGCCUACCUUGCCUGAGCUUCCUAAACCCACGGUACCUGAACUCCCAAAGCCUGUCUUGCCCGAGCUUCCUAAACCUACUCUGCCUGAACUUCCAAAACCCACCUUACCAGAGCUCCCUAAACCCACUGCGCAUGAAGCACCCAAGCCAAAACAACCGGAAAUUCCAAAGCCCAAAUUGGAUGAGGCACCAAAGCCUAUCGAGCACGAAUUGCCCAAGCCUACAUUGCCAGAGUUGCCUAAACCUUCUGUUCCUGAAAUGCCAAAACCCACCUUACCUGAGCUCCCUAAACCCACUGAGCAUGAGUUACCCAAGCUAUCAGUACCAGAACUACCAAAACCCAAGUCAGUUGAGAUGCCCAAACCCACUGAGCAUGAAUCACCCAAGCCUACACUGCCACAACAACCUAAACCUGUUGUACCUGAAAUGCCUAAGCCCCAUUUGGAUGAGCUGUUAAAACCCAAGAUGCCGGAAUUGCCAAAACCCACCAUGCCCGAGCUGCCUAAACCUACAAUGCCUGAACUGCCAAAGCCCACAAUGCCUGAGCUACCCAAGCCUGUAGUGCCUGAGCUGCCCAAACCCACUGUGCCUGAACACCCUAAGUCUGCCAUCUCAGGCAACCCUUGAAGAAUAUAGUAGCUUGCAUAUCUUGGGACUACAUGAAUUUAUUGGAUAAUGAUAAAUAAAUGUUGUGUAUUGAUAGUUUCUUUCCUUCCCCUUUUAGGGGGGUGAAGAAAGUUUGAUUCCUUUGAUAUCUUAUAUAUGUUAGUGAUUUUCGUUCUUUUUGAACAUUGUACAUUGUAACAUUUCAACUCUUUGGUCCUAAAUAUUGUACUUCGUAAUUUAUAUGCUUUCAUUUGGAUUAACUUUA
Molecule: messenger RNA, 1112 nt
Organism: Chenopodium quinoa (quinoa)
Lineage: Eukaryota; Viridiplantae; Streptophyta; Magnoliopsida; Caryophyllales; Amaranthaceae
Product: proteoglycan 4-like
Exons: 1
Coding region: 89-868 (259 amino acids)
Source: RefSeq, a predicted model, not a curated record